Messenger RNA from Monodelphis domestica (gray short-tailed opossum), 24721 nucleotides. RefSeq names its product AHNAK nucleoprotein 2 (gene AHNAK2). Gene Ontology annotation, cellular component: nucleus; cytoplasm; costamere. Lineage: Eukaryota; Metazoa; Chordata; Mammalia; Didelphimorphia; Didelphidae. Gene Ontology annotation, molecular function: protein binding. The record is from RefSeq and is a predicted model, not a curated record. Gene Ontology annotation, biological process: regulation of RNA splicing.
AAUGGGGUGAAUGAGUCCAAGCAGGGCCCACACCUCGACUCUCAGCACCACCGGGGCGCCCCCCAGUCUGUCCCACCCUGCUCCGCAGUGGCCCGGGCGGGGCUACCCUCGCCUGGCCCCGCCUCGCCCAGGCGGGCCUCUGGAGCCGGGGGGUGGGCAUCAGGGGCCGGACUAGGGACCCGGCAGCCAGAGCUCUGCAGUCAGUGUGGGCCAGCUACCGCCCGCCCGCCCGCGGACAUUGCCAGGGUAAACGGGAGUGGAGCCGAUCGGGCCCCGCAGCCACCCGCCGAGAUGUGCGACUGCUUCCACCUGGUGCUUCCCAACUGGCCUGGAUCCCCUGCCAGUGUUUCUGGCAGGCAGCUGAGGCCAGAUGAUCCUGAUGCAGAAACAGAAGAAGACAACUCGGUGAACGAAGUACCUAUUGAUGAAAUCAUCCGUCCUAGGCCUCAGGGCUCCUCACCAGUCUAUGAGUACUCUGUUGCAGAAGAGCACUUCAGCAAGGGGGAAGCUAACCAGCCUGGGCGGGAUUCCUCAGGAAGACGAAAAUCCCGGUGGAAACGUGACUCAGGGGAAUCUCAGAGCUUUUCCAGAAGGAGUCAAUCUGAGGAACCCAUGGAAGUCACCCUGCAGACAGAUGUGGAGGCUGGAGCCAGUGGCUACAGUGUCACUGGUGGUGGGAAGGAGGGGAUCUUUGUCAAGCAAGUACUGAAGGACUCCUCCGCUGCCAAGUUGUUCAGCCUGAGAGAAGGUGACCAACUGCUAAGUGCAACUAUCUACUUUGACAAUAUUAAGUAUGAAGAUGCCCUCAAAAUCUUACAGUAUUCUGAGCCAUACAAGGUUCAAUUCAAUCUUAAACGAAAACUAUCAUUGAAAGAUGACACAGAAAAAGUCCAUCGUCCAGCCACAAGUGACAUCAGAGAAGCAGACCAACAGGGUGAAGGUCUUACAGAUGGAACAAUGGAAACUUCAGAAAAGACACUUGAAGAAGAGGACAAAGAGAAGUUAAUAGUUAAACCCAGAACAGGGAGGAGCCAGCGGCCAAAGAAAGAGAGAUUAUCAUGGCCCAAAUUUCAGGCAAAGAAAACCAAGAAGGUUGUGAGCCACCGUAGGUCUCAUAGCACAUCAGAUGCUUGUGAGGGCAGAGCCCCUGACCUUUCCCCAACAAGUACGGAUACUGAAUUACAUAUCCCCAAAGAGGAGACAUAUCUAAAAGAGAAGAAAGAUAGUGGGAGGAAGAGAAAGUUCCUGAACAUUGGAUUUAGAAUGAACCGUAAACCUGAAACAGAUGACAAGAUUCUAAAGGCAGGUCCAAAAAUAGCAGAGGCUAGAACCAAAAUAGCAAAAGAGAGCCAAAGGAUCCUUUUGGAUAUACAGGACCCAGAAAUGGAACUGGACAGGGCAGAAUCCCAGGGUAUAGCUGGAAUCCCAGAGUACUUGGAAAGUGGGGAUAAUAGGUUAAAGCUACAGCUCCAUGGUGAUCCUAGAACAAAGAAACAGGAAGAUAUGGCAUCAGACAGUGGGGCUGAAAUAGGAAUCCCAACCUCUGUCUCUGGAACAUUCACUGGGCCUCAUGUGUCUCUGAGAGGCAGAAGAAAAAAAUUGGACUAUACAGCAGACACCACAAAGGACACAGUGAGUGGAAGAAAAUAUGCAUCACAGACUGGAAAAGAAACAAGAGAAAGACUAGAAGAUGCUUCUUUUGGUGUUCGAGGGCUGGAAAUUGGAAUUGCCAAGUUAACACUUCAGGAGCCUCAGGAGGAACUGGGCAAAGGCUAUGAAACACCAGAGAUAAGAGUAAAAAUACCAACUUUGCAAACCCCCAAAUUUGGCUUUUCCAAAGGAAAAGUGCCUGAGGCUAAAGUAAGUCUCUCUGGGCAUGAAUGGGAACAAUCUCUUGGAAGCAUCAAUGUGAAUCAGGGGGAGAUAUACAUGGAAGCCAAGGCUGAGAAGGAUGUCUCCCUACCAGAUGUGACUGAAGCAAUGAGAAAGAUAUCUGUAGAGACUCCCAGCCUAGAUCACACCAGCUACAGCAUCUCUGAGAUUUCAGACUGGAAGGUCGAGACACCCAGCAUGAAAAUAUCCCAAAUAUCCAAAAUGGAUGCUAGCAUACCUAAAGUGGACAUUACCAUUCCUAGUACAGAUGUGUCCUUGCCAAAGUUUGGAGUAGAAGGUUCAGGAACAGGAAUAGAGGGAGUGAAAAUGGAAGGAGACAUCAAAAUGGGGGACAAGGAUAUGGAGGGUAAAGACAGCAAGUUCAAAAUGCCAAAAUUUAAGAUGCCAUCAUUUGGAUGGUCUCCAGGCAAAGAAAAAAAAGGCUCUGUAGAAGUAUCUUUACCAAAAAGAGAUGUGGAUGUACCAAAGGCUUCCAUAAAGAAAGGAGACAAAGGUGACCUAAGAAUAUCACUCACACCAGCAGAAAUCCCAGGCAUAGACAAAGAUUUCACUAUGAAAAAGAAUGAGAAAGAAGUCAAUGUGGAUGAUGGAGGUAUGGGAAUUAAGGAACCAAAUGUUCAGAUGCCCAGUAUCAAAGUGCCACAAGAAUUGAAAGGAGACACCAAGGGACCAAAGAUAGAUGUCACCAUACCAAGUAUGGAUAUAUCAUUACCCAAGGUUGAAUUGAAAAAGCAAGACACUAGAAAAGAAUCAGAAAGAGUGAAUUUGGCAGGUGAAGUAACAAUGAGAGAAAAGGAGAGUGAUCACAAAGAAAGUAAAUUCAAAAUGCCCAGAUUCUCCAUGCCAGGGUUUGGAUGGGGAGUUAGUAAGGAUAUAGGAUCUUCUGUGGAUAGUGAAAGCACCAUAAAACAGCCGAAAAUGACUGUCAUGUCUCAUACUGAGGAAAAAAGUACUACAAACAAAAAACAACCAGGGUUUGAUAUAAAUGUGGAAAUCAAAGAAGGAAAAAUGGAAAAAGUAAAUAUAAAAGAAAUAGAAAUUGAUAAACAAAUAAAAGUAGGAGAAAUAGAAUCACGGGAUGAAAAAGGAACACAUGGAAGUAUGGGAAUAAAACAACACAUGCCAAAGAUGCAAAUACCAGGAAUGAAAAUACCCCAAAUGCCCAAAGCAGACAUCAAAGGCCCCAAAGUGGACAUCACCAUGCCCAGUAUGGACGGGUCCCUGCCCCAGGGCAAGGUCGACAUCAAGAGCCCCGACCUGGAGGUGGAGGGCGUCAAGCUGGAAGGGGACAUCAAGCUGGGUGACAAGGACGCGGAGGGCAAGGACAGCAAGUUCAAGAUGCCCAAAUUUAAGAUGCCAUCCUUUGGCGUUUCUGUUCCCAGCAAGGAAGGGUCAGCCUCUGUGGACGUGAGCCUGCCCAAGGCCGACGUGGACGUGGCCCUUCCCUCCGUAAAGGGCGAGGUCAAGGCUGGCGACCUGAGUGUGGAGCUGCCCUCAGUGGAGGUGGACGUCAAAGGGGUGGCCAUUGAGGCCCACGUGCCCGAGGCCGAAGCCGAGCUUGGCGACCUGAAAGGGAAGGCAGGCAGUGCCGGCAUCAAAGGCCAUUUGCCCAAGGUCCACAUGCCCAGCAUCAAAAUGCCCCAAUUGCCCAAAGCAGACAUCAAAGGCCCCAAAGUGGACCUCACCAUGCCCAGUGUGGACGUGUCCCUGCCCAAGGGCAAGGUCGACAUCAAGAGCCCCGACCUGGAGGUGGAGGGCGUCAAGCUGGAAGGGGACAUCAAGCUGGGUGACAAGGACGCGGAGGCCAAGGACAGCAAGUUCAAGAUGCCCAAAUUUAAGAUGCCAUCCUUUGGCGUUUCUGUUCCCAGCAAGGAAGGGUCAGCCUCUGUGGACGUGAGCCUGCCCAAGGCCGACGUGGACGUGGCCCUUCCCUCCGUAAAGGGCGAGGUCAAGGCUGGCGACCUGAGUGUGGAGCUGCCCUCAGUGGAGGUGGACGUCAAAGGGGUGGCCAUUGAGGCCCACGUGCCCGAGGCCGAAGCCGAGCUUGGCGACCUGAAAGGGAAGGCAGGCAGUGCCGGCAUCAAAGGCCAUUUGCCCAAGGUCCACAUGCCCAGCAUCAAAAUGCCCCAAUUGCCCAAAGCAGACAUCAAAGGCCCCAAAGUGGACGUCACCAUGCCCAGUGUGGACGUGUCCCUGCCCAAGGGCAAGGUCGACAUCAAGAGCCCCGACCUGGAGGUGGAGGGCGUCAAGCUGGAAGGGGACAUCAAGCUGGGUGACAAGGACGCGGAGGGCAAGGACAGCAAGUUCAAGAUGCCCAAAUUUAAGAUGCCAUCCUUUGGCGUUUCUGUUCCCAGCAAGGAAGGGUCAGCCUCUGUGGACGUGAGCCUGCCCAAGGCCGACGUGGACGUGGCCCUUCCCUCCGUAAAGGGCGAGGUCAAGGCUGGCGACCUGAGUGUGGAGCUGCCCUCAGUGGAGGUGGACGUCAAAGGGGUGGCCAUUGAGGCCCACGUGCCCGAGGCCGAAGCCGAGCUUGGCGACCUGAAAGGGAAGGCAGGCAGUGCCGGCAUCAAAGGCCAUUUGCCCAAGGUCCACAUGCCCAGCAUCAAAAUGCCCCAAUUGCCCAAAGCAGACAUCAAAGGCCCCAAAGUGGACCUCACCAUGCCCAGUGUGGACGUGUCCCUGCCCAAGGGCAAGGUCGACAUCAAGAGCCCCGACCUGGAGGUGGAGGGCGUCAAGCUGGAAGGGGACAUCAAGCUGGGUGACAAGGACGCGGAGGGCAAGGACAGCAAGUUCAAGAUGCCCAAAUUUAAGAUGCCAUCCUUUGGCGUUUCUGUUCCCAGCAAGGAAGGGUCAGCCUCUGUGGACGUGAGCCUGCCCAAGGCCGACGUGGACGUGGCCCUUCCCUCCGUAAAGGGCGAGGUCAAGGCUGGCGACCUGAGUGUGGAGCUGCCCUCAGUGGAGGUGGACGUCAAAGGGGUGGCCAUUGAGGCCCACGUGCCCGAGGCCGAAGCCGAGCUUGGCGACCUGAAAGGGAAGGCAGGCAGUGCCGGCAUCAAAGGCCAUUUGCCCAAGGUCCACAUGCCCAGCAUCAAAAUGCCCCAAUUGCCCAAAGCAGACAUCAAAGGCCCCAAAGUGGACGUCACCAUGCCCAGUGUGGACGUGUCCCUGCCCAAGGGCAAGGUCGACAUCAAGAGCCCCGACCUGGAGGUGGAGGGCGUCAAGCUGGAAGGGGACAUCAAGCUGGGUGACAAGGACGCGGAGGGCAAGGACAGCAAGUUCAAGAUGCCCAAAUUUAAGAUGCCAUCCUUUGGCGUUUCUGUUCCCAGCAAGGAAGGGUCAGCCUCUGUGGACGUGAGCCUGCCCAAGGCCGACGUGGACGUGGCCCUUCCCUCCGUAAAGGGCGAGGUCAAGGCUGGCGACCUGAGUGUGGAGCUGCCCUCAGUGGAGGUGGACGUCAAAGGGGUGGCCAUUGAGGCCCACGUGCCCGAGGCCGAAGCCGAGCUUGGCGACCUGAAAGGGAAGGCAGGCAGUGCCGGCAUCAAAGGCCAUUUGCCCAAGGUCCACAUGCCCAGCAUCAAAAUGCCCCAAUUGCCCAAAGCAGACAUCAAAGGCCCCAAAGUGGACCUCACCAUGCCCAGUGUGGACGUGUCCCUGCCCAAGGGCAAGGUCGACAUCAAGAGCCCUGACCUGGAGGUGGAGGGCGUCAAGCUGGAAGGGGACAUCAAGCUGGGUGACAAGGACGCGGAGGGCAAGGACAGCAAGUUCAAGAUGCCCAAAUUUAAGAUGCCAUCCUUUGGCGUUUCUGUUCCCAGCAAGGAAGGGUCAGCCUCUGUGGACGUGAGCCUGCCCAAGGCCGACGUGGACGUGGCCCUUCCCUCCGUAAAGGGCGAGGUCAAGGCUGGCGACCUGAGUGUGGAGCUGCCCUCAGUGGAGGUGGACGUCAAAGGGGUGGCCAUUGAGGCCCACGUGCCCGAGGCCGAAGCCGAGCUUGGCGACCUGAAAGGGAAGGCAGGCAGUGCCGGCAUCAAAGGCCAUUUGCCCAAGGUCCACAUGCCCAGCAUCAAAAUGCCCCAAUUGCCCAAAGCAGACAUCAAAGGCCCCAAAGUGGACCUCACCAUGCCCAGUGUGGACGUGUCCCUGCCCAAGGGCAAGGUCGACAUCAAGAGCCCCGACCUGGAGGUGGAGGGCGUCAAGCUGGAAGGGGACAUCAAGCUGGGUGACAAGGACGCGGAGGGCAAGGACAGCAAGUUCAAGAUGCCCAAAUUUAAGAUGCCAUCCUUUGGCGUUUCUGUUCCCAGCAAGGAAGGGUCAGCCUCUGUGGACGUGAGCCUGCCCAAGGCCGACGUGGACGUGGCCCUUCCCUCCGUAAAGGGCGAGGUCAAGGCUGGCGACCUGAGUGUGGAGCUGCCCUCAGUGGAGGUGGACGUCAAAGGGGUGGCCAUUGAGGCCCACGUGCCCGAGGCCGAAGCCGAGCUUGGCGACCUGAAAGGGAAGGCAGGCAGUGCCGGCAUCAAAGGCCAUUUGCCCAAGGUCCACAUGCCCAGCAUCAAAAUGCCCCAAUUGCCCAAAGCAGACAUCAAAGGCCCCAAAGUGGACGUCACCAUGCCCAGUGUGGACGUGUCCCUGCCCAAGGGCAAGGUCGACAUCAAGAGCCCCGACCUGGAGGUGGAGGGCGUCAAGCUGGAAGGGGACAUCAAGCUGGGUGACAAGGACGCGGAGGGCAAGGACAGCAAGUUCAAGAUGCCCAAAUUUAAGAUGCCAUCCUUUGGCGUUUCUGUUCCCAGCAAGGAAGGGUCAGCCUCUGUGGACGUGAGCCUGCCCAAGGCCGACGUGGACGUGGCCCUUCCCUCCGUAAAGGGCGAGGUCAAGGCUGGCGACCUGAGUGUGGAGCUGCCCUCAGUGGAGGUGGACGUCAAAGGGGUGGCCAUUGAGGCCCACGUGCCCGAGGCCGAAGCCGAGCUUGGCGACCUGAAAGGGAAGGCAGGCAGUGCCGGCAUCAAAGGCCAUUUGCCCAAGGUCCACAUGCCCAGCAUCAAAAUGCCCCAAUUGCCCAAAGCAGACAUCAAAGGCCCCAAAGUGGACGUCACCAUGCCCAGUGUGGACGUGUCCCUGCCCAAGGGCAAGGUCGACAUCAAGAGCCCCGACCUGGAGGUGGAGGGCGUCAAGCUGGAAGGGGACAUCAAGCUGGGUGACAAGGACGCGGAGGGCAAGGACAGCAAGUUCAAGAUGCCCAAAUUUAAGAUGCCAUCCUUUGGCGUUUCUGUUCCCAGCAAGGAAGGGUCAGCCUCUGUGGACGUGAGCCUGCCCAAGGCCGACGUGGACGUGGCCCUUCCCUCCGUAAAGGGCGAGGUCAAGGCUGGCGACCUGAGUGUGGAGCUGCCCUCAGUGGAGGUGGACGUCAAAGGGGUGGCCAUUGAGGCCCACGUGCCCGAGGCCGAAGCCGAGCUUGGCGACCUGAAAGGGAAGGCAGGCAGUGCCGGCAUCAAAGGCCAUUUGCCCAAGGUCCACAUGCCCAGCAUCAAAAUGCCCCAAUUGCCCAAAGCAGACAUCAAAGGCCCCAAAGUGGACCUCACCAUGCCCAGUGUGGACGUGUCCCUGCCCAAGGGCAAGGUCGACAUCAAGAGCCCCGACCUGGAGGUGGAGGGCGUCAAGCUGGAAGGGGACAUCAAGCUGGGUGACAAGGACGCGGAGGGCAAGGACAGCAAGUUCAAGAUGCCCAAAUUUAAGAUGCCAUCCUUUGGCGUUUCUGUUCCCAGCAAGGAAGGGUCAGCCUCUGUGGACGUGAGCCUGCCCAAGGCCGACGUGGACGUGGCCCUUCCCUCCGUAAAGGGCGAGGUCAAGGCUGGCGACCUGAGUGUGGAGCUGCCCUCAGUGGAGGUGGACGUCAAAGGGGUGGCCAUUGAGGCCCACGUGCCCGAGGCCGAAGCCGAGCUUGGCGACCUGAAAGGGAAGGCAGGCAGUGCCGGCAUCAAAGGCCAUUUGCCCAAGGUCCACAUGCCCAGCAUCAAAAUGCCCCAAUUGCCCAAAGCAGACAUCAAAGGCCCCAAAGUGGACGUCACCAUGCCCAGUGUGGACGUGUCCCUGCCCAAGGGCAAGGUCGACAUCAAGAGCCCCGACCUGGAGGUGGAGGGCGUCAAGCUGGAAGGGGACAUCAAGCUGGGUGACAAGGACGCGGAGGGCAAGGACAGCAAGUUCAAGAUGCCCAAAUUUAAGAUGCCAUCCUUUGGCGUUUCUGUUCCCAGCAAGGAAGGGUCAGCCUCUGUGGACGUGAGCCUGCCCAAGGCCGACGUGGACGUGGCCCUUCCCUCCGUAAAGGGCGAGGUCAAGGCUGGCGACCUGAGUGUGGAGCUGCCCUCAGUGGAGGUGGACGUCAAAGGGGUGGCCAUUGAGGCCCACGUGCCCGAGGCCGAAGCCGAGCUUGGCGACCUGAAAGGGAAGGCAGGCAGUGCCGGCAUCAAAGGCCAUUUGCCCAAGGUCCACAUGCCCAGCAUCAAAAUGCCCCAAUUGCCCAAAGCAGACAUCAAAGGCCCCAAAGUGGACGUCACCAUGCCCAGUGUGGACGUGUCCCUGCCCAAGGGCAAGGUCGACAUCAAGAGCCCCGACCUGGAGGUGGAGGGCGUCAAGCUGGAAGGGGACAUCAAGCUGGGUGACAAGGACGCGGAGGGCAAGGACAGCAAGUUCAAGAUGCCCAAAUUUAAGAUGCCAUCCUUUGGCGUUUCUGUUCCCAGCAAGGAAGGGUCAGCCUCUGUGGACGUGAGCCUGCCCAAGGCCGACGUGGACGUGGCCCUUCCCUCCGUAAAGGGCGAGGUCAAGGCUGGCGACCUGAGUGUGGAGCUGCCCUCAGUGGAGGUGGACGUCAAAGGGGUGGCCAUUGAGGCCCACGUGCCCGAGGCCGAAGCCGAGCUUGGCGACCUGAAAGGGAAGGCAGGCAGUGCCGGCAUCAAAGGCCAUUUGCCCAAGGUCCACAUGCCCAGCAUCAAAAUGCCCCAAUUGCCCAAAGCAGACAUCAAAGGCCCCAAAGUGGACGUCACCAUGCCCAGUGUGGACGUGUCCCUGCCCAAGGGCAAGGUCGACAUCAAGAGCCCCGACCUGGAGGUGGAGGGCGUCAAGCUGGAAGGGGACAUCAAGCUGGGUGACAAGGACGCGGAGGGCAAGGACAGCAAGUUCAAGAUGCCCAAAUUUAAGAUGCCAUCCUUUGGCGUUUCUGUUCCCAGCAAGGAAGGGUCAGCCUCUGUGGACGUGAGCCUGCCCAAGGCCGACGUGGACGUGGCCCUUCCCUCCGUAAAGGGCGAGGUCAAGGCUGGCGACCUGAGUGUGGAGCUGCCCUCAGUGGAGGUGGACGUCAAAGGGGUGGCCAUUGAGGCCCACGUGCCCGAGGCCGAAGCCGAGCUUGGCGACCUGAAAGGGAAGGCAGGCAGUGCCGGCAUCAAAGGCCAUUUGCCCAAGGUCCACAUGCCCAGCAUCAAAAUGCCCCAAUUGCCCAAAGCAGACAUCAAAGGCCCCAAAGUGGACGUCACCAUGCCCAGUGUGGACGUGUCCCUGCCCAAGGGCAAGGUCGACAUCAAGAGCCCCGACCUGGAGGUGGAGGGCGUCAAGCUGGAAGGGGACAUCAAGCUGGGUGACAAGGACGCGGAGGGCAAGGACAGCAAGUUCAAGAUGCCCAAAUUUAAGAUGCCAUCCUUUGGCGUUUCUGUUCCCAGCAAGGAAGGGUCAGCCUCUGUGGACGUGAGCCUGCCCAAGGCCGACGUGGACGUGGCCCUUCCCUCCGUAAAGGGCGAGGUCAAGGCUGGCGACCUGAGUGUGGAGCUGCCCUCAGUGGAGGUGGACGUCAAAGGGGUGGCCAUUGAGGCCCACGUGCCCGAGGCCGAAGCCGAGCUUGGCGACCUGAAAGGGAAGGCAGGCAGUGCCGGCAUCAAAGGCCAUUUGCCCAAGGUCCACAUGCCCAGCAUCAAAAUGCCCCAAUUGCCCAAAGCAGACAUCAAAGGCCCCAAAGUGGACCUCACCAUGCCCAGUGUGGACGUGUCCCUGCCCAAGGGCAAGGUCGACAUCAAGAGCCCCGACCUGGAGGUGGAGGGCGUCAAGCUGGAAGGGGACAUCAAGCUGGGUGACAAGGACGCGGAGGGCAAGGACAGCAAGUUCAAGAUGCCCAAAUUUAAGAUGCCAUCCUUUGGCGUUUCUGUUCCCAGCAAGGAAGGGUCAGCCUCUGUGGACGUGAGCCUGCCCAAGGCCGACGUGGACGUGGCCCUUCCCUCCGUAAAGGGCGAGGUCAAGGCUGGCGACCUGAGUGUGGAGCUGCCCUCAGUGGAGGUGGACGUCAAAGGGGUGGCCAUUGAGGCCCACGUGCCCGAGGCCGAAGCCGAGCUUGGCGACCUGAAAGGGAAGGCAGGCAGUGCCGGCAUCAAAGGCCAUUUGCCCAAGGUCCACAUGCCCAGCAUCAAAAUGCCCCAAUUGCCCAAAGCAGACAUCAAAGGCCCCAAAGUGGACGUCACCAUGCCCAGUGUGGACGUGUCCCUGCCCAAGGGCAAGGUCGACAUCAAGAGCCCCGACCUGGAGGUGGAGGGCGUCAAGCUGGAAGGGGACAUCAAGCUGGGUGACAAGGACGCGGAGGGCAAGGACAGCAAGUUCAAGAUGCCCAAAUUUAAGAUGCCAUCCUUUGGCGUUUCUGUUCCCAGCAAGGAAGGGUCAGCCUCUGUGGACGUGAGCCUGCCCAAGGCCGACGUGGACGUGGCCCUUCCCUCCGUAAAGGGCGAGGUCAAGGCUGGCGACCUGAGUGUGGAGCUGCCCUCAGUGGAGGUGGACGUCAAAGGGGUGGCCAUUGAGGCCCACGUGCCCGAGGCCGAAGCCGAGCUUGGCGACCUGAAAGGGAAGGCAGGCAGUGCCGGCAUCAAAGGCCAUUUGCCCAAGGUCCACAUGCCCAGCAUCAAAAUGCCCCAAUUGCCCAAAGCAGACAUCAAAGGCCCCAAAGUGGACGUCACCAUGCCCAGUGUGGACGUGUCCCUGCCCAAGGGCAAGGUCGACAUCAAGAGCCCCGACCUGGAGGUGGAGGGCGUCAAGCUGGAAGGGGACAUCAAGCUGGGUGACAAGGACGCGGAGGGCAAGGACAGCAAGUUCAAGAUGCCCAAAUUUAAGAUGCCAUCCUUUGGCGUUUCUGUUCCCAGCAAGGAAGGGUCAGCCUCUGUGGACGUGAGCCUGCCCAAGGCCGACGUGGACGUGGCCCUUCCCUCCGUAAAGGGCGAGGUCAAGGCUGGCGACCUGAGUGUGGAGCUGCCCUCAGUGGAGGUGGACGUCAAAGGGGUGGCCAUUGAGGCCCACGUGCCCGAGGCCGAAGCCGAGCUUGGCGACCUGAAAGGGAAGGCAGGCAGUGCCGGCAUCAAAGGCCAUUUGCCCAAGGUCCACAUGCCCAGCAUCAAAAUGCCCCAAUUGCCCAAAGCAGACAUCAAAGGCCCCAAAGUGGACGUCACCAUGCCCAGUGUGGACGUGUCCCUGCCCAAGGGCAAGGUCGACAUCAAGAGCCCCGACCUGGAGGUGGAGGGCGUCAAGCUGGAAGGGGACAUCAAGCUGGGUGACAAGGACGCGGAGGGCAAGGACAGCAAGUUCAAGAUGCCCAAAUUUAAGAUGCCAUCCUUUGGCAUUUCUGUUCCCAGCAAGGAAGGGUCAGCCUCUGUGGACGUGAGCCUGCCCAAGGCCGACGUGGACGUGGCCCUUCCCUCCGUAAAGGGCGAGGUCAAGGCUGGCGACCUGAGUGUGGAGCUGCCCUCAGUGGAGGUGGACGUCAAAGGGGUGGCCAUUGAGGCCCACGUGCCCGAGGCCGAAGCCGAGCUUGGCGACCUGAAAGGGAAGGCAGGCAGUGCCGGCAUCAAAGGCCAUUUGCCCAAGGUCCACAUGCCCAGCAUCAAAAUGCCCCAAUUGCCCAAAGCAGACAUCAAAGGCCCCAAAGUGGACCUCACCAUGCCCAGUGUGGACGUGUCCCUGCCCAAGGGCAAGGUCGACAUCAAGAGCCCCGACCUGGAGGUGGAGGGCGUCAAGCUGGAAGGGGACAUCAAGCUGGGUGACAAGGACGCGGAGGGCAAGGACAGCAAGUUCAAGAUGCCCAAAUUUAAGAUGCCAUCCUUUGGCGUUUCUGUUCCCAGCAAGGAAGGGUCAGCCUCUGUGGACGUGAGCCUGCCCAAGGCCGACGUGGACGUGGCCCUUCCCUCCGUAAAGGGCGAGGUCAAGGCUGGCGACCUGAGUGUGGAGCUGCCCUCAGUGGAGGUGGACGUCAAAGGGGUGGCCAUUGAGGCCCACGUGCCCGAGGCCGAAGCCGAGCUUGGCGACCUGAAAGGGAAGGCAGGCAGUGCCGGCAUCAAAGGCCAUUUGCCCAAGGUCCACAUGCCCAGCAUCAAAAUGCCCCAAUUGCCCAAAGCAGACAUCAAAGGCCCCAAAGUGGACCUCACCAUGCCCAGUGUGGACGUGUCCCUGCCCAAGGGCAAGGUCGACAUCAAGAGCCCCGACCUGGAGGUGGAGGGCGUCAAGCUGGAAGGGGACAUCAAGCUGGGUGACAAGGACGCGGAGGGCAAGGACAGCAAGUUCAAGAUGCCCAAAUUUAAGAUGCCAUCCUUUGGCGUUUCUGUUCCCAGCAAGGAAGGGUCAGCCUCUGUGGACGUGAGCCUGCCCAAGGCCGACGUGGACGUGGCCCUUCCCUCCGUAAAGGGCGAGGUCAAGGCUGGCGACCUGAGUGUGGAGCUGCCCUCAGUGGAGGUGGACGUCAAAGGGGUGGCCAUUGAGGCCCACGUGCCCGAGGCCGAAGCCGAGCUUGGCGACCUGAAAGGGAAGGCAGGCAGUGCCGGCAUCAAAGGCCAUUUGCCCAAGGUCCACAUGCCCAGCAUCAAAAUGCCCCAAUUGCCCAAAGCAGACAUCAAAGGCCCCAAAGUGGACGUCACCAUGCCCAGUGUGGACGUGUCCCUGCCCAAGGGCAAGGUCGACAUCAAGAGCCCCGACCUGGAGGUGGAGGGCGUCAAGCUGGAAGGGGACAUCAAGCUGGGUGACAAGGACGCGGAGGGCAAGGACAGCAAGUUCAAGAUGCCCAAAUUUAAGAUGCCAUCCUUUGGCGUUUCUGUUCCCAGCAAGGAAGGGUCAGCCUCUGUGGACGUGAGCCUGCCCAAGGCCGACGUGGACGUGGCCCUUCCCUCCGUAAAGGGCGAGGUCAAGGCUGGCGACCUGAGUGUGGAGCUGCCCUCAGUGGAGGUGGACGUCAAAGGGGUGGCCAUUGAGGCCCACGUGCCCGAGGCCGAAGCCGAGCUUGGCGACCUGAAAGGGAAGGCAGGCAGUGCCGGCAUCAAAGGCCAUUUGCCCAAGGUCCACAUGCCCAGCAUCAAAAUGCCCCAAUUGCCCAAAGCAGACAUCAAAGGCCCCAAAGUGGACCUCACCAUGCCCAGUGUGGACGUGUCCCUGCCCAAGGGCAAGGUCGACAUCAAGAGCCCCGACCUGGAGGUGGAGGGCGUCAAGCUGGAAGGGGACAUCAAGCUGGGUGACAAGGACGCGGAGGGCAAGGACAGCAAGUUCAAGAUGCCCAAAUUUAAGAUGCCAUCCUUUGGCGUUUCUGUUCCCAGCAAGGAAGGGUCAGCCUCUGUGGACGUGAGCCUGCCCAAGGCCGACGUGGACGUGGCCCUUCCCUCCGUAAAGGGCGAGGUCAAGGCUGGCGACCUGAGUGUGGAGCUGCCCUCAGUGGAGGUGGACGUCAAAGGGGUGGCCAUUGAGGCCCACGUGCCCGAGGCCGAAGCCGAGCUUGGCGACCUGAAAGGGAAGGCAGGCAGUGCCGGCAUCAAAGGCCAUUUGCCCAAGGUCCACAUGCCCAGCAUCAAAAUGCCCCAAUUGCCCAAAGCAGACAUCAAAGGCCCCAAAGUGGACCUCACCAUGCCCAGUGUGGACGUGUCCCUGCCCAAGGGCAAGGUCGACAUCAAGAGCCCCGACCUGGAGGUGGAGGGCGUCAAGCUGGAAGGGGACAUCAAGCUGGGUGACAAGGACGCGGAGGGCAAGGACAGCAAGUUCAAGAUGCCCAAAUUUAAGAUGCCAUCCUUUGGCGUUUCUGUUCCCAGCAAGGAAGGGUCAGCCUCUGUGGACGUGAGCCUGCCCAAGGCCGACGUGGACGUGGCCCUUCCCUCCGUAAAGGGCGAGGUCAAGGCUGGCGACCUGAGUGUGGAGCUGCCCUCAGUGGAGGUGGACGUCAAAGGGGUGGCCAUUGAGGCCCACGUGCCCGAGGCCGAAGCCGAGCUUGGCGACCUGAAAGGGAAGGCAGGCAGUGCCGGCAUCAAAGGCCAUUUGCCCAAGGUCCACAUGCCCAGCAUCAAAAUGCCCCAAUUGCCCAAAGCAGACAUCAAAGGCCCCAAAGUGGACCUCACCAUGCCCAGUGUGGACGUGUCCCUGCCCAAGGGCAAGGUCGACAUCAAGAGCCCCGACCUGGAGGUGGAGGGCGUCAAGCUGGAAGGGGACAUCAAGCUGGGUGACAAGGACGCGGAGGGCAAGGACAGCAAGUUCAAGAUGCCCAAAUUUAAGAUGCCAUCCUUUGGCGUUUCUGUUCCCAGCAAGGAAGGGUCAGCCUCUGUGGACGUGAGCCUGCCCAAGGCCGACGUGGACGUGGCCCUUCCCUCCGUAAAGGGCGAGGUCAAGGCUGGCGACCUGAGUGUGGAGCUGCCCUCAGUGGAGGUGGACGUCAAAGGGGUGGCCAUUGAGGCCCACGUGCCCGAGGCCGAAGCCGAGCUUGGCGACCUGAAAGGGAAGGCAGGCAGUGCCGGCAUCAAAGGCCAUUUGCCCAAGGUCAACAUGCCCAGCAUCAAAAUGCCCCAAUUGCCCAAAGCAGACAUCAAAGGCCCCAAAGUGGACCUCACCAUGCCCAGUGUGGACGUGUCCCUGCCCAAGGGCAAGGUCGACAUCAAGAGCCCCGACCUGGAGGUGGAGGGCGUCAAGCUGGAAGGGGACAUCAAGCUGGGUGACAAGGACGCGGAGGGCAAGGACAGCAAGUUCAAGAUGCCCAAAUUUAAGAUGCCAUCCUUUGGCGUUUCUGUUCCCAGCAAGGAAGGGUCAGCCUCUGUGGACGUGAGCCUGCCCAAGGCCGACGUGGACGUGGCCCUUCCCUCCGUAAAGGGCGAGGUCAAGGCUGGCGACCUGAGUGUGGAGCUGCCCUCAGUGGAGGUGGACGUCAAAGGGGUGGCCAUUGAGGCCCACGUGCCCGAGGCCGAAGCCGAGCUUGGCGACCUGAAAGGGAAGGCAGGCAGUGCCGGCAUCAAAGGCCAUUUGCCCAAGGUCCACAUGCCCAGCAUCAAAAUGCCCCAAUUGCCCAAAGCAGACAUCAAAGGCCCCAAAGUGGACGUCACCAUGCCCAGUGUGGACGUGUCCCUGCCCAAGGGCAAGGUCGACAUCAAGAGCCCCGACCUGGAGGUGGAGGGCGUCAAGCUGGAAGGGGACAUCAAGCUGGGUGACAAGGACGCGGAGGGCAAGGACAGCAAGUUCAAGAUGCCCAAAUUUAAGAUGCCAUCCUUUGGCGUUUCUGUUCCCAGCAAGGAAGGGUCAGCCUCUGUGGACGUGAGCCUGCCCAAGGCCGACGUGGACGUGGCCCUUCCCUCCGUAAAGGGCGAGGUCAAGGCUGGCGACCUGAGUGUGGAGCUGCCCUCAGUGGAGGUGGACGUCAAAGGGGUGGCCAUUGAGGCCCACGUGCCCGAGGCCGAAGCCGAGCUUGGCGACCUGAAAGGGAAGGCAGGCAGUGCCGGCAUCAAAGGCCAUUUGCCCAAGGUCCACAUGCCCAGCAUCAAAAUGCCCCAAUUGCCCAAAGCAGACAUCAAAGGCCCCAAAGUGGACCUCACCAUGCCCAGUGUGGACGUGUCCCUGCCCAAGGGCAAGGUCGACAUCAAGAGCCCCGACCUGGAGGUGGAGGGCGUCAAGCUGGAAGGGGACAUCAAGCUGGGUGACAAGGACGCGGAGGGCAAGGACAGCAAGUUCAAGAUGCCCAAAUUUAAGAUGCCAUCCUUUGGCGUUUCUGUUCCCAGCAAGGAAGGGUCAGCCUCUGUGGACGUGAGCCUGCCCAAGGCCGACGUGGACGUGGCCCUUCCCUCCGUAAAGGGCGAGGUCAAGGCUGGCGACCUGAGUGUGGAGCUGCCCUCAGUGGAGGUGGACGUCAAAGGGGUGGCCAUUGAGGCCCACGUGCCCGAGGCCGAAGCCGAGCUUGGCGACCUGAAAGGGAAGGCAGGCAGUGCCGGCAUCAAAGGCCAUUUGCCCAAGGUCCACAUGCCCAGCAUCAAAAUGCCCCAAUUGCCCAAAGCAGACAUCAAAGGCCCCAAAGUGGACGUCACCAUGCCCAGUGUGGACGUGUCCCUGCCCAAGGGCAAGGUCGACAUCAAGAGCCCCGACCUGGAGGUGGAGGGCGUCAAGCUGGAAGGGGACAUCAAGCUGGGUGACAAGGACGCGGAGGGCAAGGACAGCAAGUUCAAGAUGCCCAAAUUUAAGAUGCCAUCCUUUGGCGUUUCUGUUCCCAGCAAGGAAGGGUCAGCCUCUGUGGACGUGAGCCUGCCCAAGGCCGACGUGGACGUGGCCCUUCCCUCCGUAAAGGGCGAGGUCAAGGCUGGCGACCUGAGUGUGGAGCUGCCCUCAGUGGAGGUGGACGUCAAAGGGGUGGCCAUUGAGGCCCACGUGCCCGAGGCCGAAGCCGAGCUUGGCGACCUGAAAGGGAAGGCAGGCAGUGCCGGCAUCAAAGGCCAUUUGCCCAAGGUCCACAUGCCCAGCAUCAAAAUGCCCCAAUUGCCCAAAGCAGACAUCAAAGGCCCCAAAGUGGACCUCACCAUGCCCAGUGUGGACGUGUCCCUGCCCAAGGGCAAGGUCGACAUCAAGAGCCCCGACCUGGAGGUGGAGGGCGUCAAGCUGGAAGGGGACAUCAAGCUGGGUGACAAGGACGCGGAGGGCAAGGACAGCAAGUUCAAGAUGCCCAAAUUUAAGAUGCCAUCCUUUGGCGUUUCUGUUCCCAGCAAGGAAGGGUCAGCCUCUGUGGACGUGAGCCUGCCCAAGGCCGACGUGGACGUGGCCCUUCCCUCCGUAAAGGGCGAGGUCAAGGCUGGCGACCUGAGUGUGGAGCUGCCCUCAGUGGAGGUGGACGUCAAAGGGGUGGCCAUUGAGGCCCACGUGCCCGAGGCCGAAGCCGAGCUUGGCGACCUGAAAGGGAAGGCAGGCAGUGCCGGCAUCAAAGGCCAUUUGCCCAAGGUCCACAUGCCCAGCAUCAAAAUGCCCCAAUUGCCCAAAGCAGACAUCAAAGGCCCCAAAGUGGACCUCACCAUGCCCAGUGUGGACGUGUCCCUGCCCAAGGGCAAGGUCGACAUCAAGAGCCCCGACCUGGAGGUGGAGGGCGUCAAGCUGGAAGGGGACAUCAAGCUGGGUGACAAGGACGCGGAGGGCAAGGACAGCAAGUUCAAGAUGCCCAAAUUUAAGAUGCCAUCCUUUGGCGUUUCUGUUCCCAGCAAGGAAGGGUCAGCCUCUGUGGACGUGAGCCUGCCCAAGGCCGACGUGGACGUGGCCCUUCCCUCCGUAAAGGGCGAGGUCAAGGCUGGCGACCUGAGUGUGGAGCUGCCCUCAGUGGAGGUGGACGUCAAAGGGGUGGCCAUUGAGGCCCACGUGCCCGAGGCCGAAGCCGAGCUUGGCGACCUGAAAGGGAAGGCAGGCAGUGCCGGCAUCAAAGGCCAUUUGCCCAAGGUCCACAUGCCCAGCAUCAAAAUGCCCCAAUUGCCCAAAGCAGACAUCAAAGGCCCCAAAGUGGACCUCACCAUGCCCAGUGUGGACGUGUCCCUGCCCAAGGGCAAGGUCGACAUCAAGAGCCCCGACCUGGAGGUGGAGGGCGUCAAGCUGGAAGGGGACAUCAAGCUGGGUGACAAGGACGCGGAGGGCAAGGACAGCAAGUUCAAGAUGCCCAAAUUUAAGAUGCCAUCCUUUGGCGUUUCUGUUCCCAGCAAGGAAGGGUCAGCCUCUGUGGACGUGAGCCUGCCCAAGGCCGACGUGGACGUGGCCCUUCCCUCCGUAAAGGGCGAGGUCAAGGCUGGCGACCUGAGUGUGGAGCUGCCCUCAGUGGAGGUGGACGUCAAAGGGGUGGCCAUUGAGGCCCACGUGCCCGAGGCCGAAGCCGAGCUUGGCGACCUGAAAGGGAAGGCAGGCAGUGCCGGCAUCAAAGGCCAUUUGCCCAAGGUCCACAUGCCCAGCAUCAAAAUGCCCCAAUUGCCCAAAGCAGACAUCAAAGGCCCCAAAGUGGACGUCACCAUGCCCAGUGUGGACGUGUCCCUGCCCAAGGGCAAGGUCGACAUCAAGAGCCCCGACCUGGAGGUGGAGGGCGUCAAGCUGGAAGGGGACAUCAAGCUGGGUGACAAGGACGCGGAGGGCAAGGACAGCAAGUUCAAGAUGCCCAAAUUUAAGAUGCCAUCCUUUGGCGUUUCUGUUCCCAGCAAGGAAGGGUCAGCCUCUGUGGACGUGAGCCUGCCCAAGGCCGACGUGGACGUGGCCCUUCCCUCCGUAAAGGGCGAGGUCAAGGCUGGCGACCUGAGUGUGGAGCUGCCCUCAGUGGAGGUGGACGUCAAAGGGGUGGCCAUUGAGGCCCACGUGCCCGAGGCCGAAGCCGAGCUUGGCGACCUGAAAGGGAAGGCAGGCAGUGCCGGCAUCAAAGGCCAUUUGCCCAAGGUCCACAUGCCCAGCAUCAAAAUGCCCCAAUUGCCCAAAGCAGACAUCAAAGGCCCCAAAGUGGACGUCACCAUGCCCAGUGUGGACGUGUCCCUGCCCAAGGGCAAGGUCGACAUCAAGAGCCCCGACCUGGUGGUGGAGGGCGUCAAGCUGGAAGGGGACAUGAAGCUGGGUGACAAGGACGCGGAGGGCAAGGACAGCAAGUUCAAGAUGCCCAAAUUUAAGAUGCCAUCCUUUGGCGUUUCUGUUCCCAGCAAGGAAGGGUCAGCCUCUGUGGACGUGAGCCUGCCCAAGGCCGACGUGGACGUGGCCCUUCCCUCCGUAAAGGGCGAGGUCAAGGCUGGCGACCUGAGUGUGGAGCUGCCCUCAGUGGAGGUGGACGUCAAAGGGGUGGCCAUUGAGGCCCACGUGCCCGAGGCCGACGCCGAGCUUGGCGACCUGAAAGGGAAGGCAGGCAGUGCCGGCAUCAAAGGCCAUUUGCCCAAGGUCCACAUGCCCAGCAUCAAAAUGCCCCAAUUGCCCAAAGCAGACAUCAAAGGCCCCAAAGUGGACGUCACCAUGCCCAGUGUGGACGUGUCCCUGCCCAAGGGCAAGGUCGACAUCAAGAGCCCCGACCUGGAGGUGGAGGGCGUCAAGCUGGAAGGGGACAUCAAGCUGGGUGACAAGGACGCGGAGGGCAAGGACAGCAAGUUCAAGAUGCCCAAAUUUAAGAUGCCAUCCUUUGGCGUUUCUGUUCCCAGCAAGGAAGGGUCAGCCUCUGUGGACGUGAGCCUGCCCAAGGCCGACGUGGACGUGGCCCUUCCCUCCGUAAAGGGCGAGGUCAAGGCUGGCGACCUGAGUGUGGAGCUGCCCUCAGUGGAGGUGGACGUCAAAGGGGUGGCCAUUGAGGCCCACGUGCCCGAGGCCGAAGCCGAGCUUGGCGACCUGAAAGGGAAGGCAGGCAGUGCCGGCAUCAAAGGCCAUUUGCCCAAGGUCCACAUGCCCAGCAUCAAAAUGCCCCAAUUGCCCAAAGCAGACAUCAAAGGCCCCAAAGUGGACGUCACCAUGCCCAGUGUGGACGUGUCCCUGCCCAAGGGCAAGGUCGACAUCAAGAGCCCCGACCUGGAGGUGGAGGGCGUCAAGCUGGAAGGGGACAUCAAGCUGGGUGACAAGGACGCGGAGGGCAAGGACAGCAAGUUCAAGAUGCCCAAAUUUAAGAUGCCAUCCUUUGGCGUUUCUGUUCCCAGCAAGGAAGGGUCAGCCUCUGUGGACGUGAGCCUGCCCAAGGCCGACGUGGACGUGGCCCUUCCCUCCGUAAAGGGCGAGGUCAAGGCUGGCGACCUGAGUGUGGAGCUGCCCUCAGUGGAGGUGGACGUCAAAGGGGUGGCCAUUGAGGCCCACGUGCCCGAGGCCGAAGCCGAGCUUGGCGACCUGAAAGGGAAGGCAGGCAGUGCCGGCAUCAAAGGCCAUUUGCCCAAGGUCCACAUGCCCAGCAUCAAAAUGCCCCAAUUGCCCAAAGCAGACAUCAAAGGCCCCAAAGUGGACGUCACCAUGCCCAGUGUGGACGUGUCCCUGCCCAAGGGCAAGGUCGACAUCAAGAGCCCCGACCUGGAGGUGGAGGGCGUCAAGCUGGAAGGGGACAUCAAGCUGGGUGACAAGGACGCGGAGGGCAAGGACAGCAAGUUCAAGAUGCCCAAAUUUAAGAUGCCAUCCUUUGGUGUUUCUUCUCCAAGCAAGAAAAUUGUAACCCCUGUGGCAGUCAGCUUACCCAAGGGAGAUGUUGUUAAGUCUCUUUCUUCCUCAAAGUGUCAGGUGAAGGUUGAUGAUCUGAGUAUGGAGGUCGAGGUCCCCUCAGUGCCCAUUGAUACAGAAGUCUUAUUAGACUCUGAUUCAUUUGUUCCUGAGGAAGAAGUCAAAUUUGGUGUACUCGAGGUUACAAGUGACACAAGUAAUAUCAAAGAUCAUUUGCCAGAGGUUCAAUUUCCAGGAAUUAAAGUGCCCCAAAUAUCAAAAUGUGAUCCCAACGUUCCGAUGGCUGACAUUAUCACACCCACCUUUGAUUUCUCUCAAUCCAAAGAUUUAGUUAAUAUCACUGUCCCUGAAAUUGAUGUGGCUGCAGUCAGUGUUGAAGGGGACCGUACUCUUGUUGAGAAAGAGUUUGAUGGAAAACAAUCUAAGUUUAAAAUUCCCAAAUUUAAAAUGCCUUCAUUUGGUUCCUCUCACCGGAAGAUAUCUAAGUCAUCAGUAGACACUCAUAUGCCCCCUGCUGAUAUAGAGUUUUCUGAAACUUCUACUGAAUGUACAGUUAAGGAACCUGAUUUGAGCUCCUCAUCCUUCCAAGGUGCUUCUGUCCUUAAAGAUCCAAAUUCAAAAAUUGAAACCAGCAAACUCAAACUCCAGAUGCCCAAACUGACCCUUCCUAGUCUUGGUUUCUCUAAGGGUGAUGGUAAAAUUUCCAAGACCAGUGUAAAUCUUGGUGUAUGUCAACCAGAGGUCCUUAGCUCCACUGUGGAUGCAUCCCUUCCCACCAUUCCUGCAACUGUUGAUAGAACCUCUGUUGAGGCUCCCUGCUUUGAUAUCCCUGUUCUAGAAACAGACACACAAAAUAUUGUCUCCAAAGUCCCAGUGUCCAGUGUCACAGUGCCUAAAUCUGAUUCUCAGUGUCCUCAGUUUGAAGGGAGCCUUCAGGCAAUCAAUGUGAAAAAUUUCAGUGUCAAACCUGACUCAGAGGCCAGCAUUUCUGAACCUGGGACUCUGGAAAUGGACCAGGAUAUGAACCUUGCAUUUUCUAGUUCAUCUGACACACAUGAAAGGCAUAUGCAUUUUCCUGGGGUUAUGCUUCCAGGUUUGACUUCUACUAAGAUUAACAUAAGUGGCCACCACACAGAAUCUGCCAAAACUAUAGUGAAGGAGGAUAUCACCCUCACCAAGUACCAAGUAACUCUUCCCAUGUCAGAAUCUCAUGAUGCCACUUCCCUCCCCCAUUCUGAUACCUUCAAUAUUUUGGAGGGACAUUCCCUUUGCCUGAAGGGAGAGGGAGAAGAGCUAGAAGUUUCAGCUGACAUAGAAAAUGAGAGAGUACAGGCUCUUCCUUACACCCCUGCUGGAGUGAUUAAAUUUCCCAGGUUUCACAAACCAAAAUUUGGGGUUUCUGUCUCCAAGCCCUUGGAUAUCUCUUACUCUCAAGAACCUCACAAGGUGGCAGCAGAUGUGAUGGCCCAUGAGGUACCACUUGCACCAGCAACAGAUGGAAGAAAAGAAGAGGAGAUUCCCACUGAAGGGCAAGAGAGUUGGUUCAAAAUGCCCAAGUUCCGAAUGCCAAGUUUUGGACGCUCAUCCUCAAAGGAAAAAAAAGUGGUGCUUGAUACAGAAGUAGUGCCAGUUGUGGUUCCUGCUGCCCUGACACAGAGUGAAAUACAAGUCCCUGAAGGUCCUGACCUAGGGAAGGCCACUGCUCAGGAGCCAUCGGUUGAUAAGGGGAGUGGCAAAGAUCAGACUGCCCUUCCAGAUGUUCACAUGCCCGAACUUGGUUCCUUAGUUGCUCAAGCCAAGAGCCACAACAUCCAUAUUUCCAUACCAAAAUUGGAGGCAAAUGUGUCUCAACCGUCUCCUAAAGCAGACAUAGGGCUAGUAGCCCUGGAAACAGAAACAUAUGCAGAUGUGCUAAAACGCAACAUUGAUGACAAAGGCUUAAAACUGUGCCAGCCUACAGCUGGGAUAUUGGAUUCAACAAUUUCUGUGUCAGAGGUCAGGGUCCCCUCUGGAGAAAACUCUGUGUCUGUUCUGAUGCCCAGCCUAAGAUUUUCCACUAGUGAAAUGAAGGCUGAUGGCACUGUAGGCUUCUCUAAGCCAGAAAUGUAUCUUCCCCCAACAGAAGGGCCUAUUAAAUUCAAGGCCUCAAGUACUGAAAUACCAUCUCAAGUUUCUGUUAUUGAAACAGGCCGAGUCUGGGAAGGCUCUGUAUUGACUGUUAAAUUUCCCAAAUUACAAGUCCCCAAAUUUACCUUCCAAGCCCCCAGUACAGAGUCUGACAUUUUCAUUCCUCAAGUGAGAGAAAUAGCGUGCCCUGAGACAGACAUCGAGAUAGCAGUUCAUAAAGAAAGUCCCGAAGAAUGGAGUGCCAAAGUCCUCAAAGCAGUCUCUGAGGUUCCUCCUCAGCCAAGCCCUGACCCAGUAAGACCUCCAAAGGACCUUGCUCUCACCUCAAUAGCCUCUCCCAUUUCCAAGGUCAAGGUCCAUAUUCAGGGUGCCCAUAUAGAAAGCCAAGAGGUCACUGUAGAAAGUCGAGUGACUUGUGAACAUGGUGAGCUCCCAAGACGAGAGACCUUUUCCACUCAGAUAGUGAGAGCCUCUGAGAUCCCUCCAUCUGGUAUUCAAACACCUUCUUAUGGGUUUUCCCUGCUGAAGGUAAAGAUCCCUGAAUCGCACAUUAAUCUGGAUGUGUCAGGUAAGGAACCAGAAACCCUUAGAUAUACAAGUUCUGCAUUCAAGAUGCAAGACACCUCAGAAGAGAGUUUGAGAAAAGAUGAAUCAGGAGUAGACACAGUAGAUUUAUCACUAGAAGGGGAACUACAGCCUGAAACAGGAGAACCAUAUGAAAUCAUCUCUUCUAGUGCCAAUUUGCCAAAACUGAAAACAUUUACAUUUGAAGUUCACUCUUCCCAUCAAUAUGUAGACAGCUAUUCUGAUGAGGAGCCUGCAGAAAUUCUGGAAUUUCCUCCUGAAGAUACCCAUGGUCAAACACCACCAGAUGAAGAAGAAAAGGAGCAAAAGGUCCAACUGGAAAGUAAAAAGUCUUCUGGUCUAUUCCGAUUUUGGCUUCCAAACAUUGGGUUUUCUUCUUCCACUGAUGCGUCAAAUUCAGAUUCCAAAGCUGAAGUCUCAAAGUCAGUACCAAUAGAAACCCAGCCAGAAGCCAGAUCAGACAUUGAACUUCCUAAGAAAUCAGAGAAAACUGGCUGGUUCCGAUUUCCCAAAUUGGGAUUCUCUUCUUCCCCAGCCAAGAAGAGUGAGGCAGAGGAAAGUGAGGCAGAGCCCACUAAGGCAGGAUCACAGGAGGAAGCCGAGCAGACAGUCACUUUCUUUGAUGCACAGGAAACAUUAUCCCCAGAAGACAAAGAAGGGAGUGAAGCUAUCACUAGCACCAACAAAGAUGAUAUUCAAGAUACUAGUGCCCUAAUUACAUCUUCUGCAAGAACUGAAUUAAUCUUACUAGAGCAGGAAGGAAAAACUACAGGAAGAACAGUUUCUGGACCUGUGGCCAAAUGAAAGGUAAAGUGGGUUUUCUUAGCCAUCCAAAGAGAGACUGACAAAUCAAAUCUAAACGCUAAGCCAAUAAGAAAGACCUAUCCAGACUGCACUUGUCCCUCCGCGUCAGUUCAGAAAACUGAACAUAAAAACCAGUGAGAACACUACAUAGUUAUCCUUUUGCUGCCCAAUGGCUAUGCUCCAGCUGGAACUGAGCAUGAUGGUGUCCGUUGCCCCAGAAGCAAGCCACACAUUCUUGAGAGAAGGAAGGCCUUCACAUCUGGGCAGAGUUCAUUGUGACUGAAUAUGGGCUAGACCCCAAGAAACAAAAACUGAAGGAAAGAUUGGUGAAGUACCAUCUUUGGAAACUCGCCAAUAAAAUAUAAGUGCUAGCUCUUUAGUGGAAAGGUCUAUAUGGUCACUUGGGAGAAGGGAGGUCCAAUUGUUUGUUAGUUUUUUUUCUGUCCUGCUGCUGCUACUGCUUUCUGGUGGAAAAAUCUAUUAUUCUUUUAGGUAGGGCCAAAAUGUAUUCCAUGGGGUCACCUUUCCCACAGGACAAAGCUGCUUUCUCUUUCUGUUAGAAGUCCUCUCUAUGUCAAACUUCAGAAACCUGAGAGGGCAAAGAUACAUGUGGUGGGGAUGAAAGGGAGAGAAGAGAUCAGGCUGUGGACAAAUAUGGGUGGAAUACAGCAGUUAAGUGGCUUUUAGAGGGCAAGAUAGGCAGAUGAGAGGAUGACAAAGCAUCUGGGAAUUGUCUCUAUCAGAUUUUUCUAGGAAAAAACAGUUGAAGAUGGUCCUUUGGCUGUAUCUGUGACCCUCUCACCUGAAUUGGCCAUUUCUGUGGUUCACAGCCUUCCUACUUAUGAUGUGUAUGAGGCAUUGAAUGAAAACCUCCACAAGAGAAAUAAAUACUAUAACACCA